UGAGAAGUGGUUGGGGGAGGUCAGAGAUCUGGAAUUCGCCGCUCGGAAAUACAUUCAUUGACCUAACGUUAUAACGUUGCCAGACAAUUCGCCUCGCAAAUAGAUCUAUGCGGCGUUGACAAAAAUAUAUAUAUAUACUUUCAGAAAAAUAUUUGGUUGCAGUAUUCUGCAAAUGUUUUUCCCGACAGUUGCAAGACAAUACAGAACAUGAUCGGGGUUUCCCCAUGUUUUCUCCAAGAAUAGGAACGUAUUGAGUAAAGUAAAAUGCCUUGAGAUUUGCUGCUGUUAGAGAUAUCUUUACUGAAACCGGUCGAAAACUUUACCAAGUAGGCUACAUUUGUGCUGAACGUGUUUUUAUACCUCUUGUCCCGGAAGAUAGAGAGAGACCGCUCCAUUGCUAGUCCGAAAUCAAUGGCCAUUAACGUUACUCGAAGCUUCACCGCGCCACUGCAUUUGAACUCUGGAAAAACACCGCAUUGUUUACGAGAGUUGUGACUUUAAGGUUGAAAAUAAAUCGAUCGAAUCGGACAUUUAAUCACUUUCUUUUAGACGUCUAACCUACCUUCUCGAGGGGAGCUGCACAAGGAUCAGAAAUUCAGUUCCCCACCUGAAGAGUUGAUGGUUGUAGGCUACAUUUAAGCGCCCUCUACAGCCAGCCCUGUACCAGUAGCCCCUGCCAUUCCAGUACUGUACCAGUUAACCUAUACCAGUGCCAGUAUGUUGUUGUCCCGCUGGUCUCUGCUGCUCCUCUGGUCACUGCUGGUUCUACUGAUUUACUCUCCCCUGACCCAGUCCAGACCAGCUGCUGCCCAUGUCAGCGACACAGCUGACAUGCUGGCAUCUUCUGAGGACGAAGAUGAUGAUGAUGAGUCUUCUUCAGAGGAAAAUAAACUAUCCAACAAUCAGAAGCUCCAAUUGAUGGCUCCUCAGUGGGCGACUCCAGACAAGAUGGAGAAGAGGCUCCAUGCCGUUCCUGCCAGUAAGACUGUUAAAUUUCGUUGCCAGGCGACUGGUAAUCCCACACCAACUUUGCGGUGGUACAGGAAUGGGAAAGAGUUCAGGAAAGACCAGCGCAUUGGAGGCUUCAAGCUCCGGGACCACACGUGGACCAUAAUAAUGGAGUCAGUGGUUCCGUCUGAUAAAGGCAACUACACCUGUCUGGUGGAGAACAAGCACGGCAGCCUCACACACACCUACCAGCUGGACGUAGUGGAACGUUCCCCUCACAGGCCCAUCCUCCAGGCAGGCCUGCCUGCUAAUCGUACGGCCAUGGUUGGUAGCGACGUGGAGUUUGUCUGUCGAGUGUUCAGCGACCCUCAGCCUCACAUCCAGUGGCUCAAACGCAUCACCAUUAAUGGCAGCAGAGUGGGACCAGAUGGACUGCCUUACGUACGCGUACUGAAGACUGCAGGGUUCAACACCACAGACAGGGAGAUGGAGGUGUUUACUCUGAGGAAUGUGUCUGUGGAGGAUGAAGGAGAGUACACCUGUCUGGCAGGAAACUCUAUAGGACUCUCUCACCACUCUGCCUGGCUCAGUGUGAUCAAAGACCUGCCCCCCUCCCCUGUACCAUCUCAGGCCUACCUGGAGAUCUUCAUCUACUGCGUCGGUUUCUUCAUCAUCAUGUUCAUGGUCGCCGUAGCGACCGCCUGCCGACUACGCUGCUCCCCGAAGAAGAGCGACUUCAGCAGCCAGCUGGCCGUUCACAAACUGACCAAGAGCAUUCCCCUACACAGACAGGUGUCAGUAGACUCCUCCUCCUCUCUACAGUCGGGGGUGUGUCUGGUCAGGCCAUACUGCCUUUCCAGUGGAGACACGCCCACCCUGGUCGGCGUGUCAGUGUAUGAGCUGCCCGCAGACCCACUCUGGGAGCUGUCACGAGACAGGCUGUCUCUGGGGAAGCCACUGGGUGAAGGUUGUUUUGGUCAGGUUGUGCUAGCAGAGGCUGCAGGUCUGGACAGAGAAAAACCCUCUCGUCUCACCAAGGUUGCCGUCAAGAUGCUCAAAGCGGACGCCACAGAGAAGGACCUGAGUGAUCUGAUCGCUGAAAUGGAGAUGAUGAAGAUGAUCGGGAAACACAAAAACAUCAUCAACCUGCUGGGAGCCUGCACACAGGAUGGCCCUCUCUAUGUGGUUGUAGAGUAUGCAUCUCAGGGCAACCUGAGGGAGUACCUGCGUUGUCGGAGGCCUGUGGAUCUGGAGUACUGGUCUGGGCCAACCCAGGCCCCCCUGGACAGCGUAGAGGUCAGGGAGCUAGUGUCUGCUGCCUACCAGGUGGCCAGGGGCAUGACAUACCUCGCCUUACAGAAGUGUAUCCACAGAGACCUAGCAGCCAGGAACGUGUUGGUGACAGAGGACAAUGUGAUGAAGAUAGCAGACUUUGGUUUGGCCAGAGACAUCCACCACAUAGACUACUACAAGAAGACCACCAAUGGUCGUCUGCCAGUGAAGUGGAUGGCUCCAGAGGCUCUGUUCGACCGCAUCUACACACACCAGAGUGACGUGUGGUCGUUUGGGGUGUUGCUGUGGGAGAUCUUUACUCUAGGAGGGUCUCCCUACCCAGGGGUCCCUGUAGAGGAGCUGUUCAAACUGCUGAAGGAGGGACAUCGUAUGGACAGGCCAGCCGCCUGCACAGAGGAGCUGUAUAUCAUGAUGAGAGACUGCUGGCACGCUGUUCCAUCUCGCAGACCAACCUUCCAACAGCUGGUAGAGGAUCUGGACCGCACACUCUCACUUAUGACCAACCAGGAGUAUUUGAAUCUGUCCAUCCCUGUGGUCCAGUAUUCUCCAUUGGGUCCAGACACCAGCAGCUCCUCUGACUCUGUCUUCUCCAGGGAGACGACUCACGAAGCAGAGUACUCUCCCCUGAGCCCAUCCUGGACCUCCACCCUGCUCUACACCCAGCACACCCCCUCUAGGACCCCCUCUCGUACCUCCACCCUGGCCUACGCACACCACAAACCUUCCCGAACCCCGUCUUGAACCUCCAUCCUAGCCUACGAUCACCACAGCAUCUACCCUGACGUACACCCGCGGACACAGCCAACGCUGAUCUAAAAACACUGCCCCGCCCGUACACCUUAACCUAUAAACCUCCCUCUUUAUCCACAGAUAAAGACAAUGGAAAAGACAGACACAUGGAGGGUUAUAACAGAGUCAUAAGACAUGAAAUAGAGUUUGCACAAAUAUGGACUCUUCUCUCCUCCUCCCCAGGACUAUACUGAACUAUUAAAGGGAUAGUUCACCCAAAUGACACAUUGGGAAAUG
Molecule: messenger RNA, 3267 nt
Organism: Salvelinus sp. IW2-2015
Lineage: Eukaryota; Metazoa; Chordata; Actinopteri; Salmoniformes; Salmonidae
Product: fibroblast growth factor receptor 1-A-like
Biological process (GO): fibroblast growth factor receptor signaling pathway; positive regulation of kinase activity; positive regulation of cell population proliferation
Cellular component (GO): signaling receptor complex; plasma membrane
Molecular function (GO): fibroblast growth factor receptor activity; ATP binding; fibroblast growth factor binding
Source: RefSeq, a predicted model, not a curated record